Molecule: messenger RNA, 1489 nt
Organism: Nanorana parkeri
Lineage: Eukaryota; Metazoa; Chordata; Amphibia; Anura; Dicroglossidae
Gene: BBS12
Product: Bardet-Biedl syndrome 12
Exons: 1
Coding region: 41-1489 (482 amino acids)
Biological process (GO): chaperone-mediated protein complex assembly; photoreceptor cell maintenance
Molecular function (GO): ATP binding
Source: RefSeq, a predicted model, not a curated record
AUCUGGUUUUCAUCAUUCAAAUGACCUGCCUGAAAACAGGAUGCAUAUGCAAUUUACUCAUCCAGGAGGUUUUAGAGGCCAGGCUUGUCAAAUGAAUAGGCUCUCUCAUAGCAGACACUUCUCAGUCUCAAACAGAAGCUGUUUUCACAGUUCAGGAUCAACACUUCCCACCAAUAAUCAUACUUUAAUGGAUUUAACACGAUCUUUAAGUCAUGGAAAUUCAGAAACCAUGAGUCUUGUGGAAGAGGCCGUUCUUCAUCUCUGUGAAAGCACUGAGGCAAAAUCUGUCACUAAAAAUCUCUUUCAGGCAUCAAGGCUUGAACUUUGUUUUUUAAAAGGUCACUCGGAGGCGUUCUCGAAUGCUUUCUUUGGGUACACUACUUUAGUGACAGCAGAGAAUUAUGCUAUGGUCAAGAACUUAGAAGGCAAAUCUUUGAAAGCCCUUCUUGUGGAUGGAGAAGUGGCUGAGAAUUUUAGACAUGUAGGCUUCAAUAAGGCAACAAAUGUAAGGUCAAUAGCGGAGUUUAAAAGUAGUGGACAUGAUCACUCAUGGAUAAGUAAUGUUUGUAGAAAAGUGAUUCAAGCUGGUAUUGAUGUAAUUUUAGUGGCGGGUGAUGUCUGUCAAGAGUUUAUGAUGCAGUGCAGUUGUAGAGGUAUUCUGGUUAUCCCUCACGUAAGACAAUAUGUUCUGCAGGCAUUCAGUGAAUGCACAGGAGCAGAACCUGUGACUUACCUAACACAGAUUAAUUACAACAGCAUAGGCUGCAAUGUGUAUGUAAGUAUAUGUAUGCGGGGGAAGAACAUUAUAGAAUGCAGUCAGAGCAUUGCUGUUAACCUCAGGGCAAAAGGUUUGAAUCUUGUCACCGCUGUUAUAAGUUGCAGAUUGCCAGCAAAAGAGGAAUUAAUGGAAGAUGAAUUUUGGGCCUGCACUUAUAGAAUACAUCACGCCCUUUAUGACCAGAAAGUGUUUCCUGGUGGCGGUGCAGUUGAACUGUUGUGUCUCAGCCAUCUUAGAAAACUUGAAGGAAUUGUUGGAACGUUUGUUUCAGCCAGUAAAGGAACUUAUCCCUCAUCAUGGCUUUCUACCACUGCCAUACAUUACAAAGGUUAUAUAUACAAGUGCCUUGCUGAUGGUUUCUAUAAAUAUCUUUCCGUUCUUCUCUGUAAUAUGGGUGACUAUUCUUCAGAGCUGGAAGCCAUGACUUUCAUAGAAAAUGAACUAAAGGUCAUUAGAGAUUUUCCUUCUCCUUCUUCAUAUAUUUUAAAUGAAUAUGUCAGAAAACUUGUUUCAGUUGAUGGUCAAGAACGUCCCUCAUCACAUAGACCCACUGUGUUUGAUAAUGUGAUCCCAAAGCUGGAGGCAUGGCGUAGAGCCUUGCAUUUGGUUCUUAUUGUUCUUCAGUCAGAUGCAGAGAUCAUCACAGGGUCAGCUGCACACACACGUAUAGUAAUGGGGGAUUUUUUAACUGGAGAACAUCUAUUUCUGUAA